UACUGGUACGAGGGCGACGAGGCCGGCGACCUCCCUGUGGAUUUCUCCAUCGUCUGGGAUGGAGAUUUCUUCAUCGACAAACCUGCGUCAAUGAAAGCGUUGCUGUAUAAGUGCGAGGCCCAGCGCUCCAGCUGUGGUCAGUGUCUCAAAGCUCCCGCUGCCUUCGAGUGCGGCUGGUGCACCGAGACCAGGAAGUGUCUCCUGCAGCAACACUGUCCCGCCCCCGAGCAGAACUGGAUGCACCACGGUCGACACAACCUGCGCUGCAGCCACCCGCGCAUCACGAAGAUCGACCCUCUGACGGGGCCUCGUGAGGGGGGGACACGGGUGACGAUUGAGGGGGAGAACCUGGGUCUGCAGGUGAAGGAGAUCGCUCACGUUCAGGUGGCCGGAGUCCGCUGUAACCCCGUCCCCUCGCAGUACAUCAGCGCUGAGAGGAUCGUGUGCGAUAUGGCCGAAGCUCUCCUCCCCCACUCUCCAGGCGGCCCUGUCGAGCUCUGCAUUGGCGUCUGCAGCGCAGAGUAUCGAACCCUCUCCACCCAGACGUACUCCUUCGUGAGCCCCAGUUUCAGUCGUGUGCGUCCAGAGAAGGGUCCCGUUUCCGGGGGAACCAGACUGACGGUGACCGGCCGACACCUGGACGCCGGCAGCACCGUCACCAUUUACAUCGACAAGGAGAAGUGUCUGUUUGUCAAACGCACCAAUCGGGAAAUAAUCUGCAUAACUCCCGCCUCUCCGUCUGGUACUGGUCCCGCCCCCAUCCGUCUGAUGAUUGACAGGGCCGAGGUGACGAGCUCAGAGACCAAAUACAUCUACACGGAGGACCCGACCGUCACCGGCAUCGAGCCGAGCUGGACCAUCCUCAAUGGCAGUACAGUGAUCACAGUAACAGGAACAAACCUGUUGACGAUCCAGGAGCCGAAAGUCAGAGCAAAGUACGGAGGAGUGGAAACGAAUAAUUUCUGUACGGUGGUCAACGACAGCACCAUGACGUGUUUGGCUCCAGGUCUGAUUUACAGUAAACCCAACCCACCAGAGGGGGCGCUGCAGCCCGACGAGUUUGGUUUCAUCUUUGACCAGGUCUCGUCUCUGCUGGUGCUGAACUCCACCCCCUUCACACACUACCCCAACCCGACCUUUGACCCCCUGGGGAACUCUGGGAUCCUGGAGGUCAAACCGGGGUCACCCAUCAUCCUUAAGGGUAAGAACCUGAUCCCACCUGCCCCCGGUAACAACCGCCUGAACUACACGGUGCUGAUUGGAGAGUCUCCCUGCCUGUUGACCGUGUCAGAGAACCAGCUGCUCUGUGAUUCGCCAGAUCUCACCGGAGAACAGCGAGUCGUG
This is a messenger RNA of Paralichthys olivaceus (Japanese flounder), 1344 nucleotides long. Lineage: Eukaryota; Metazoa; Chordata; Actinopteri; Pleuronectiformes; Paralichthyidae. The record is from RefSeq and is a predicted model, not a curated record.